AUGAAAUGGAUAUUGGAGCUAUAAAAGUCCUCUUUGGAUUUAAGAGUUGAAAUAUAAUGUAUUAUAAAUUUAAGAUGGCAUUUUCUUUAUGUGCAUAGAUGAUUUAAAACAAUUUGAAAAUGCAUAUAUAUAAAAGUCACUUAUAUUAAAUUUUUAAUUUAAAGAUAUUUAUAUAAUCAAAGAUAUUAAAUAAUUGCAUAUAGAUUUCGCUCUAGGAUUUUGUAAUCAUUAUUUAAAAUUUGGCUAAAUGACAAUUUAAUACCAAAAAAGAAAUCAGCACAUAUAUUAGUAGACAUUAAAAAAGAUGGAGAAUUAAAUUUUUCUGCCAAAAUAUAAUAAAAUAUAUAAAUUUUCUUUACUAUUAAAAUCAUAAAGAAUGUUAAAAUAAUCAUCAAAAGAUUUAAAAUAUUGA
This is a messenger RNA of Paramecium pentaurelia, 412 nucleotides long. The record is from the annotation of a GenBank genome assembly. Lineage: Eukaryota; Ciliophora; Oligohymenophorea; Peniculida; Parameciidae.